Toxoplasma gondii ME49 is the source of this 2466-nucleotide messenger RNA. RefSeq lists its product as hypothetical. The coding region runs from base 750 to 1604 and encodes 284 amino acids. The record is from RefSeq and is a predicted model, not a curated record. The transcript has 3 exons. NCBI's taxonomy places the organism in Eukaryota, Apicomplexa, Conoidasida, Eucoccidiorida, Sarcocystidae.
GCGAGGGCCGCUCAAGAUUCCACGCGGAUUAUGGCGAGGAGAAAACAGGGUACGUUUUUUUUGCCUUUCCUUUCUCUGUCACUUGGAAACUCCGCUGCGUUUCUGUAAUAAUCUGAGAUCCAGACGCGAGACUGUCCUCAUUGACCCUCCCGCCGCCUGCACCGGAGCUGUGUCUAUGCACUUUGCGAUGACGCAGCCUUGCAUAAACUCGGCCCAUUUUUUGCUUUAUUGUCUCUACGGUUGAGUCAUUUUCCAAGGGAGUACCAAGAAAAUUUUCGUAUCUCGAGUCAAUGCUUCCAAGAGCAGCCUUCCUUGCCUUCACUCCACUUCGUGUCUCACGACCGCCGCCUAUACGCGGUCCUGCGGGAUUCGUGGCCGUUCGCUUCUCAAAGAACGGCAUGAUGCGUGAAUAAAGGGGAGACUGGACGGAAGUAAAGUCGGGAAGCUCAAAGCCGACUCUCGGGGUAGGAACCGAUCCCGCCGCAUCCACUCCUCAGAUGACUAGGAAGGGUUGUCUUCGAUUGUUUUUCCCGACCAUCUGGAGUGUCAUCUGCUCUCUACAACGCAGGGAGGGUGGAAGCGGCCCAUGUUAGCGUACCUAUUUCUUCUUUAUUGAAAAGACAAAGGAGGCAAACAGUGUCGCACAUGUUUGCUUCAGUCUCCAUUCUUUCUCGGUGGUCCUGAACUUAUCGUGCCUUUUCGGAUGUGGCCGGUAGACACGUAGUUUUGCCGCGAGGUCCCUCUGAAGGAUGCUCUCACUUUUCGCACAGAGGAGACGCCACUCCUCAUGUGCAUCCAGCGGGAUGCGUAUGAGUUGUGAUUUUUCUUUUGUGUGCAACAAGAUGUUCUCUCUGACUGCACCUUUUGCAUUCUCAAAUUUUUUUCUCUUCCACACGCAACAGCAGAGCCGAGGAAGGACCAUUCCUGCCCGUCCAAGCCGAACAAGGUACGAUGCAGCUUUACUUUUUCUCGCCUACCUCAUUUUAAACAGCACAGUCUUCGAUUCUAGAGAGGCAGGGAACGAACAGGAUGCGACUUGUCGCCUCACGUUACCGGUUCUUGCCGUCACGGCAAAGUCCCUGCCUCCCGCAGCAUUUGCCGAGCGCUCGGCUGCCGCUUCUGCCUCUCAGUCGGCCCCUUUUUCAAAUGAUUUCAACGUCGAGCAUGGAGGGCAGAACUCCCUUUCCGAUUUGUUUCUGCAAGGAGAGGUACGCGAUGGGGACCGAUUCGUGCAAAGGCACGAAAGGUUUUUUGCCGCACAUCGGCCGGACGAGGCGACAGCCGUCUUGACUCCGGUCGAAUCACGCAACGCAGUUAACGAGGAGCGCUCUGGACGUCCUUCAGCUCGUGUUGGACUGCUGAGCAUGCAGCGGGAGAAAGGGGAAAAACUCAAGCUGAACGCGGCCCAGCAACUACGAGCAGCUGCUGUUGUCGAAGCGGUGUUUGCGCAGCUGGCACAGUUCCAUCCUGAUGCCUACGAAUCCGCGAACGUCCGAGGCCUAAUCAAGUGGUGGGACGAUCCAUACAUUAUCAUUCUGUUGUGUCUCAUGUUUGGGGGCCUUGUAUCCAUGGGGAUAUGGUGCCUGGUAGCGAGCUACAGAUAGCGAUGUGAGAAGGAAACGAGACGAGGACGGACGAACUGGAUGCGGGGGGAGGAGCAUCAGCUGAAAAAAGACAAAGGAGGAGGGUGUGGCUGAGAGACAAAGGCACCCCCAGGUUAGAAAGCCGGGGAAAGCAUGCGUAGAGGCAGAAAAGAGAAAUCUUUCGCCUUCACUGUUUCAGAUGUCUCUGAAUCGAUUCAAAGACGAAAGGCGGCGUCUCUGGUGACCGUCGUGAAGGGGCACCGUGUGUGUUCUCUACUGUGGGGCACAACGGGAAGGCAAGGGAACCAGGGUGUAGGAGGUAACCAGUGCAGGGAGGAUAAAGUUCAAGUUUUUCUUCGGGAGGAAUCGGAGCGACUUCUUCCUUCAGGACGCGGCGGACGAGACCAGCUUCUAGUUGCGCAGACGAAAGUUAUUUUGCGUCUGCGCGAUCUUGCGGUACACGAAGGACCCGUGCGUUCACGUGCCUCUUCGGUUUCUUUCGUACCGUCUCGCUCCGGGCUCAGCGAAGAACGAAGGCAACUCUGUUGACAAGGACAUCCACUUGUACAGGCCCGAUGGCCUUUGCGCUUUGUGGCUGGAGGAGCUGCGCAGCUGCACAGACGCUUCUCUGGCAUGCAACACGGCUGUCGGUCUUUUCAGAUCUCGAUCCUGCCUUCAUAAAACGAAGUUCUCCAGUCAGUGACUGCCGUAGAUUCUGCGUCGAGCUGUCGCUGGUUCCUGUUUUGCCCACGCCAGCUGCGGCAACGGGCUCUUUUCUCGAGCAUUCUGAACGAAUCUGUUUUUAACGCAUGCAGUGGGACGUCGCUCCCUGUGCGACUGCGAGGAUAUGAGGCCGGCUGGCGGCUCUUCAAUUAUUUUUCAC